AUGGAGACUGCUGGUUUUAUCUCUGUUUUUCUUGUCCUUCACGAGGAUGUUGCGCUGCCCCUAAAUGCGCAUUGGCAGUUUAGCUUCGUCGAUCAGGUUGACCGGCACGAGCUUGCAUGCAUCCGCGCAACCAACAUAGGUGAUUUCUCUAAAAGUGGUCAUGGCUGGGGUCACUAUCGUUUCAUCAAAAGAGAGGACCUCGAAAAGUCGGAGCAUCUCAAGAAUGAUUGUUUCACCAUCCGGUGCGACUUUAUCAUCACCCAAGCCGUUGAUACUUUCAUCGAGGUGCCGUCAUCCAACAUAUGCGACCAUCUGAACCAUCUUUUAGUGACGAAGCUCGGUGCCGAUGUGAAGUUCGAGGUUGGCAGCGAGACGUUCGACGCGCACCGGUGCGUGCUCGCGGCCCGUUCUGCCGUCUUCAGGGCUGAACUCUUCGGCCCCAUGAAGGAGGGAACCACGGCUGAUGCCAUACAAAUACAAGAUAUUGAACCCAAUGUAUUCAAGGCUUUGCUAGGUUUCAUCUACACUGACUCAAUGCCGAAGAUGGAUAUGGGAGGAGUAGCAGGAGAAGCCGGAGCUGAUGUUCUGUGGAUGGAACAAUUGCUUGUGGCGGCAGACAAGUAUGAUCUCCAACGACUAAAGUCGAUGUGUGAAGACAGGCUGUUGAAACACAUAAAUUUGAGCUCGGUGUCGGCCAUCCUUGGUGUAGCUGCGCAACACCAUUGCCACGAACUGAAAGAGGCCUGCCUGGAGUUACUCAAACUCCAGUCGGCUGACGGCUUACGAGAUGUCAUGGCGACCAGUGACUGGCAGCACAUAUCUACGACCGAUCCCUCCGUUCUGAACGAGCUGAUUACCAAGCUUGCCUUGAAAGCUAAUCCGUAG
Molecule: messenger RNA, 885 nt
Organism: Aegilops tauschii subsp. strangulata
Lineage: Eukaryota; Viridiplantae; Streptophyta; Magnoliopsida; Poales; Poaceae
Product: BTB/POZ and MATH domain-containing protein 2-like
Biological process (GO): protein ubiquitination
Molecular function (GO): protein binding
Source: RefSeq, a predicted model, not a curated record